UUUCCGGCUCUGCGCGAGCCGGCUAUAUAUUUUGUCCGCCAUUUUGCCCGUCAGCUCAGACGCAAAAAAAGAUUUUAUCAUAAACCAGUUAUAAUGGUCAAGCGGUGUUCUUGGGGUACGUGCAAUUCUGACAGUAGGUACCCAGAGAGAUUGGCAGGGGGAGUAACCUUUAUUCCGUUCCCAAAACUUGGAAGAACACGCGAUAAAGCCAGGCGAUGGAUACGUUUAUGUGGACGACCGUACGAGAAGUUAAACGAAGAGAUACUGGCAGAGCGGAGAAAAGCAAAACAUCUGUUUGUGUGUUCGAAGCACUUUUUAAAUGGUCAACCAGAUCCUAUCUCUGCUCCACAUUAUGAGUAUAUUGAGAAAUCAAAGACUUCAAGAGUUUCAAUAAAAUCUGAACAGGUGGAGGAUGAAAUCUGUGAAGAAUAUACCCUGAAUGAUAAAAUGACAGAGAGAGAGAAUAUAGUAGUUGAUGCUGCCACAGAUGUAUUAUCCAGUCGAAUUUUGAAGAAUGAAAGUAUUCCAACAGUGCCGAUAGAAGACAGUUUAACAAAGAAUAUACCAUUCCAUAAUUCUGAACUAGAUGAAACUGAUGAUGUUAAAACUUUCCAUCAGUGUGUUGUAUGCGAUGAGAUUUUUGAAGAGUACAGUGAUCUAGAAGUUCACAAUAAAAUACAUAUUAAAGUGGAGAAAACCGAUGAAUUAGAUGAAGCCUGCCGUAUAGACCUUGAAGAUAAGACAACUGAUGUAGAAAAUCAUAGUAAAAUACAUGUUAAAGAAGAGCAAGCUGAUCAUGAUAGAAAAAUCCACGAGUGUAAAUUAUGUGAGGAAAAAUUUGAAUUGUACACCGACUUAAAAGAACAUUGUCAAAUACAUUUUAAAGAAGAGGAAUCAACAGAAUGUACAUUUCAUGAAAUAUGUUACAAAACCAUUAAUCAUGAGAAUACCAGCAAAAAUACGAACUCAUCCGAUGUCGGAGAAACCCUGGAAGAGAAUUGGAUUCACCCUUGUAAGAAAUGUGGUAAAAUGUUCUCGAUGAAGACUGAACCAAAAAAAACUAUUAAAACUAAACGUAAAAAACAAUACAAGUGUCAUGUGUGUCGUGAAACAUUUACCCAUUUUAAUUCUUUACAAGAACAUGCAAAAACACAUGGUCCUUUAAAAUGUCCUGUGUGCAAUCAAUUUUUUAUCCAUCCGUCCGAUAUUCGUACUCAUAUGGCAGAUGACCACGGAGCUUUUACUUGUCAUAUUUGUCAAAUUUGUCAGAAGAUGUAUGUUAAUUUGACAGACAUUGAAGCCCAUAUCAGAGAUCAUAGUGCUUUUAAUUGCGAUACUUGUAGUAAAUUAUUUACUGUUUUUCCCGAUCUGUACAUUCAUAUCAAAAAAUCUCACGGCUCGUUGAAGCCGUUUAAAUGUGAUGUUUGUCAGAAAUCGUACACACACCUGACAAAUCUGAAACUUCAUUAUGAGGUUUACGAUGACAUGAAGCCAUUUAUGUGUCUCAAGUGUAGGAAAUCGUUUAAUUGUGAGUGUAAUUUUGAAAUCCACACAAACAACUGCAACUCUAAUUAAAAACUCCCAUCAACAACUCUCAUCAACAACUCCCUCAUCAACAAUCCACAUCAACCACUCUACCAUCAACAACUUCCCCAUCAACAACUCACAUCAACAACUCUCAUCAACAACUCUCAUCAACAACAACUCCAAUCAACAACUCUCAUCAUUAACUUGCAUCAACAACUCUCAACAACCUCCAUCAACAUUUCCCAUUAACCCAAAAUCUCAUACAUAAAUUACAUCACAGAUACAUAAAAUACAAUAUACAUUAAUUACAUUAUAAAAAAAUUAAAUCUCAGAUACAGAAUUUACAUUAUACAUUAAUUGCACUAUACAUAAAUUACUUUAUACAGAAAUGACAUUACAGAUACAUGAAUUGCAUAUACAUGAAUUACAUAAGAUACAUAAUUACACUAUACAGAAAUUACAUUACAGAUACAUAAAUUAAAAUAUACAUAAAUUAAAAUAUACAUAAAUUACAUUAAUCAUAAAUUACAUAACAGACACAUCAAUUACAUGAUUGCAUUACAUUUCACAUGCAUUAAGUACAUGUUCAUAAUACAUUACACAUAAAUUAUAUUUAUAUACAGUACAUUACAGAUACAUAAAUUACAUUAAACAUAAAUUACAUUAUACAUAAGUUAUAUUUAUAAUAUAUAUACAGUGCAUUAUACACAAAUUACAUUAAACAUCAAUUACAUUAAACAUCAAUUACAUAUACAUAAAUUAGAGGGACAUGUCUUCCCAUACUUCAAAGAGAAUUUGUUUAUGAAAAAUAGAAAGCCACCAAUAAUCCCAAUGUCAUAACUUCUACAAUAUUAUUACUUGUACCCUUCACUGAUUAAUAUUAAUUUAUCGUAAUUCCACAGUUUAUUCUGACCUUUUCUCAGAUUUAUAUUUGUUCAUGUUUAAUUAUAAAAUAUAUUUAAUUUUGUUGUUUUUGUCUUCCUU
Molecule: messenger RNA, 2511 nt
Organism: Patella vulgata (common limpet)
Lineage: Eukaryota; Metazoa; Mollusca; Gastropoda; Patellidae
Product: zinc finger protein 26
Exons: 5
Coding region: 94-1575 (493 amino acids)
Biological process (GO): regulation of transcription by RNA polymerase II
Cellular component (GO): nucleus
Molecular function (GO): DNA-binding transcription factor activity, RNA polymerase II-specific; RNA polymerase II transcription regulatory region sequence-specific DNA binding
Source: RefSeq, a predicted model, not a curated record